CAAGUGAAACGAAACGCGACUCGCUCACACAGCAGAAGUAAAAUUCGGAAAUAUCCUGUAAAACUGCGCGCUGCCACAGUUUGGCUGGCUUUCAAAGGUGCAGAGGAAACUGCCACACGAGGUCGAAAUUACAUCUCCGCAAUUGUUUGUGAGCACCGAGAGUGCAGUUGAGAGUGAGCAGGGCAAAUAAUCCUGGGAGGUUGUAGCGAUUUUUCUUCGCCUAAAUUUCCACGCAUAUCUUGCGUGGCACUCGUGUGUGUGUGUGUUUGUGUGGGUUUGUGUGCGCGCUUGUACAUGCAUAUGUGAAGUGAUUCGGGAAAAUCUCAACACAUGGCUUUUGUUAUCAAAUCCCUUUAGGUGCUUUUUUGUGUUUUUGGUGCAAUGUGCUGGCCGUGAUAGUCUGGUGGUAUAUCAUCUAAAAAGGAACCUUGCCGUCCCGAUCCGCCCGCCCUACCCCAGCAUCGUGCACGGUUUGAAGUGUGACGCGUGUUUACCGCUGGCCGUGUGUGCGGCUGAAGAAAAGGUGCAUCGUUGCUCGGAGUGAAGAGAAAAGUGAAGAAGAAAACAACAACAACCAAAAGAGAGAGAGAGAUCAAAAAUUCUAUAUUUAUCGAAAGUGGACACAGUCGCAAGGUUUGUGUGCGUGUGUGUGUGUUAGUACUAGUUGGUUUUUCCCCUUUUCAUGCCAGCGAUUGUGUUGUUGUGUCGUUGGCUGUGCUGCUGCUAGUGGCAACAUCAUCAUCAUAGGCGUCCUGCGAAAAACGGUGUGUGUACUCGCGCAGCGGGGCUUUCCACGCGCUGAAUCGCAGUAGGCGUGAGAGUGACAGGAGCCACACAGAACACCACAGCCCUACUACACAUUACUACUGCCUGCUGGUUUCGCGAGAGCGUGUGCGAGCGAACCGGGAAAGUCCCUCGAUUGGUCGGCAGGAUAUCCGCCGGACUGAACAGCAAAGCCGGGCAGCUGCUGCCGGGCGUGGAACAUUUCGUUGGGAAACGGAUUCGCUACCACGGAGCUGGCCGGACCGACAUCACCAUCAAGCGGUGCGCUAUAAUGAAGAGGCGCAAUGCCGACUGUGGCAAAAUACGACGGCCCAUCAAGAAGAACAAAAUUGCGGAACAGAUUGGGAGCAACACCCUGCUCUACAUCAAAUUCCUCCUAUUAUGGGCGUCCGUAAUAACAGCAGACUUUUUGCUCGAAUUCCGUUUUGAAUUCCUAUGGCCGUUCUGGUUGCUGCUUCGUUCGAUAUAUGAUUCCUACAAAUAUAAAGGAUUGGCAUUUUCGGUGCUGUUCGUCUGCAUAGCGGUGACAUCCGAUUUGGUAUGUCUAUUUUUCAUCCCCGUUCAGUGGCUAUUUUUUGCCGCCAGUACAUACGUUUGGGUCCAGUACGUCUGGCAUACAGAUAAAGGAAUCUGUUUGCCAACGAUAAUACUGUGGAUAUUGUUCGUAUAUCUGGAGGCUGCCAUACGAUGGAAGGACAGUCGCAAUAUACCGCAUCUCAAUCUUUGCCGACCGUUCGCCGCUCAUUGCAUUGGCUAUCCGGUGGUGACGCUUGGGUUCGGUUUCAAGAGUUACGUAGGCUUCCGCAUACGGCAACGCAAGCAGCGCGAGGUAGCAAAGGACAACGACUUCUACAUGCAGCUGCUGCAGGAAGCACUGCCGAAGGAGGAAUCCAGGGCGCUAGAACCGCUGGCCGACGGGGCUACCGGGGCGGGCAGUGAGCAGUUGACUUCAACGAAGGAGCUCGUACCCGUAGCGACGUCGGGCAACAACCAUAGUCUGAACAGUAGUAGCAACAGUGCUACGAGCAACCGAAGUGAUACAGGGCAGCAUCACCACCACAAUCACCAUAAUCACAAUCAUCACCACCAUAAUCACCAACAGCAGCAGCAUCAUGCAAGUCACAGUAAGAGCGCGCAGAGCUACAAAUCGUCCAGCAGUGGCUCCUCCUCGACGACGCAUGUGAAUGGGCACGUCAGCAGUGGUAGCUCGCCGUCCUCCUCGUCGACCAGUACGAUGAACGGCGGCCUAAAUCACGCUUCACACCAACAGCAAGGCUCUUCCAAGCAUCGGAAAAGUUUGGACAAGGAUAGCAGCAGCAGCAGCAGCAGCAACAGCAGCGGCAGCAAUGCGUCAUCCAAUUCAACCAGUACGUUUAAUGCUGGCAGUAAGAUGAAUGGUGGUAGCGGUGGCAGUGGAGGUAACUACUCCUAUCACCAGACCACCACAUUCCAACAGAACGGUGGUAACGCUAGCACCACCAGCAGUAGCUCCAGCGGCAGCAGUAGCGCUGGUGGUGGUAGCGCCACACACAGUACAAAAGAAAACUCGAGCACGGGAAGUCGUGGCGGCGAUCAUAAUGGUAACAUUCACUGCAACGGUGGAGCUGUGACAAAGGAUGCAAAAGAUGGAUCCGGGCAGAGUCUGGCCGCUCGUAAAGAUUACGACAAGGAGACAACGAGCAACAGUAGCAGUGCGGCCGCCGGUUCGAUCGGUUCGUCUUCUUCGAGCUCCGCGAAACACUCCAAUCGUUCCAAAAGUCCAACCGAAAGCAGCACGCAUAGUGUGGCGGUGGGAAGCAGCAAAUCGAACAGUAACAAACAGAACGGCCACAUCAGUUCGCAAUACCAUCAGCCGGAGCUUGUACAGCAGGUGGCGUGUACGGAAGUAGCGACGGCUGGGUCAGAAUCGAAAGGGGGUGGUGGUCGUUCCGGGCGCAAAAAUCGGCUUAAGAAAGCUGCCGAGCAGCAGGCUCAACUGUCCGCAAUUGCUAAACUUUGUGCUACCCUGGCGCUGGCGUCCUCGGUGACCACGCUAACGACAGCGGCCGGGGCCACGUUGUCAUCCGGUGGUGGUGGCGACAAUGCAACAACCAUCACGUCAGCUUCGUACACCGGGGCUGGCAGUGUGCCGUCUGCCUCCGUUAAGGACAAUCACCAACACAAUAGCGAACAUGUGAAGGAAUCUGGCGAUGGUCGGUCUAGCAGCAGCAGUAGUGGCGCCCGAGACAGCAAAAAAGAUGCCAGCGGUAUGUCAGCAAAUGGAACAGCGAAAGCGACCCCAGCGGCGGCAGGAUCGUCGUCUGGACAAGCUUCAUCUGCUGGAGUAGCACCGCCAGUCGCUACUACCGUGGUAGUGCAGAAGGUGUGCGAAUCGUGCCCACGGCUCGAAGGUGACCUAAAGAAGUUGCGGGCUGAACUGUCAACUCAUCGACAGACAGAGAAUGAGCUGCGUCAAAAGUAUGAUUCCAACACGGGCAACCUGAAAUCGUGUCUACAGGCUAAGCAGAAGGAAUACGACGAACUACAGAGCAGAUACCAAGAGCUUAGCAGCCAGCGGCAGCAGGAACGGCAAAAUUUGCAAACCGUUGAACGACGGCUGGGUGAAGAGCGGCGCCACCGUCAAUCGCUCGAGGCUCAGCUGAACAAUGAGCGCAAGUACCGGAAGCAGGCCGAGGAGAAGGCGGCGCGCUCCGAGUGUGGCGAGUCGUGCAAGAUGAAAAAGCAACAGAUGGAAAUGGAAAUCGACAAGCUGCAGCACGAAGUGAUAAACGCGGAGGAGGGCAAGCUGAUGGCCGAAAAGCAGGCUCGCAACUAUGAGCAGGAGAUGAGAAAGUACGAGCUACAGCUGCGAAGCCGUGAAUCGCAACCCAACACAGAAGUGUUGAUCAGCGCUUUGGCCGUGAUGCGGGAAAAGAACGAAACGCUGGAGAAGAACCUGUCGGCCGAAACGAGAGUUAAGCUGGACUUAUUCUCAGCCCUGGGGGGCACCAGGCGAGAGGUGGAAAUUCUCACCUGUUCCUUGCGAUCGAAGGAAAAGGAAAUACUCGAUCUUAAUGCAAAAAUCGUGCAGCUCGUGGCGGUCAUGCCCAACGAUGCCCUCGGGCUGACCAGCCAUGGUGGGGGAAGUGGAACGGACGGGUCGUCGAUGAUGCGAUUGGCCGACGCACCACAGCUUCUGCCGCAAUCGCUGUCGAGCGGGCAUCUGAACGGGAUGGGGCCGGUUAGCGGUGGUGGAGCUGGGGGAGGUGGUGUUGCUGGAGGCACAGGCGGGGUAGGCGGAAUGCAUCAAACCAGUCAGCAGCAGCAACAGCAGCAGCAACAGCAGCAACAGCAACAACAACAGCAGCAGCAGCAGCAACAACCAAGCCCAUUGUCGCACAUGGUGGUGCAGAACGGACCAUCGUUCUGCAGUCAAUUAGGUAGCCUCGGGGUGCUAACAUCCACGAUGACGACGCUGCCCUCGUCGUCGGUGCUGGCCGGUCCGAACUCGAGUGCGGCGAACAAUGGCUGCGGCGUCGUCCACCCGUCGUCCGGUACUGUCUGCGUCGGUUUGCCAUCGCUGGGCGGCCCUGGCAGUGGCAACAAUGGAGGACAAAUAGUACAAAUGCAAAACGCAAACAGUGGUGGCGCCAACGGCGGCAACUGUCCCUCCAGUCUCGAUCCGAAUGCGACGAUUUACACGCCGAAGAACAACGGCAUGGUCGGCGGCACCGAAGCCUGACCGCAUGAGUUAUCGUUUUUCCCGCCCGGCAAUGUCACCUUUUCAGCGCUCCCAUCGGCAUCCUCGCUAGCGCUGUUUGUCAGCCUGGACAGCAGCGCUGGUGGGACCGUCAGCACCACUGCUACAUCCACUGCUAACGCCAGCGCAACAAAUCCAAUUAGCAGCAGCAGCAUCGCCACCACCAACAACCUGAUCAGCGCUAGCGUGGCCAACCUGGCGCAACAGUUCAACGCACACCAUGCUCAACAUUCAGUGGCCGGUUCUGCUGCAAGCAGUUUGCCGUCACACUCAACGUCGCUGCUGACGCAAACGAGUCAUCCUGCCCAUCAGCACUUUCAGCAGCAGCAGCAGCAGCCGCAACAGAAUUCGCAGUACCAUCAGCAACAGAAACAGCAAUCGCAUCAUCAACAACAACAGCAGCAUCGACAACAUCCGCCAAACGAUCCGUUCGUUUAAUUUGCUACAACGCAUCACGCAUCGGAAACUUUCUUCACGUUCGAUUUGUUGUGUUUGGUUCGUUGGGUUAAAAUUUUCUACAUUGAACUUCUUAUUUUUCUCUCUCUUUUAAUCUUUAAACUGUCUAGCUUCUCCUUCCCGCCGUGGUGACGAAAAUUUCGCAACACAGGGAAAGGCUUUUACUGCUUCUUCGAAUACACUGUUCAAACGUAACACGCAUGUUUCGCUGUGCAGCUCCCGAAAGCUCUGAAACGGUUUUUGAUCUCAUAAGAAUAAUCUCUCUCCCGCGUCACCCCCCGUACGAGCUUGUCCAUCGUUCACUUGCGCUGUACAAAGGUUACGGUAGGGUUAAUAAUUUACCUGAAACACGCACCUUGUGGGACGUGUUUGCUUUUUUAUUUUAAUUAUUUUGCACAAAGUUCCUACAUUUUUCUUUCUUCGAACAUUAUCUGUUAAUUGACUGGUCGGUUCGGCCAUAAUUUGUGCUGAUCUUCUGAAUAUGACUCUCUCUGUGUAUUUUCCUCCAUUUAAUACAAUUUAUUCUAGGCUAUCGCUUAGUGUUUCAAAGGAAUUUUAGCUGAUUUGGCAUCGUACUUAGGACUGUACUUUGGUGUGAUCCAAACAUCCUAAACUCACUCCAUUCACGGGAAAAGGAGAAUAGAGUGUCUAAUGCUAGUUCCUUCCAUUACUCUACGUUGUGCUGCUUGUCGAGCAUUACUUUUCCUCUUCCUCUAAGUUGUCCCUGAUUUGGCUGCAGAGAGCGCAAAGGCGAUACAGCAACAUAUGGUUUGUGCGCGCCCAUUGCGGAUGUCUAUACGCACUGAUGUUCAGCUGCGUUGCCCUUCCCUGUGGGUCCCUUUCUACCUUAAAAGCCACCAUUCUUGGCCAGAGCGGUUUUGUAAAAUGAAAAAAUGCAAACAAGAAAAUGAUAUGUAUCGUGUGCCGGGAAGGAGGAAUUUGCAGACAUAAUGUUGUGAUAUUCAUAUUACUUAAAUAUAUAUACACGUACAAUAUAUAUUCUUACAAUUAAUAUUAAAUAUAUAUUUUUACAAUUAAUCGUAACUAUAGAUUAUUUAUCAUGUACACACAUACAUACACACACAAACGUUGUAAAACAAAACAACAACAACAAAAAACACUCAAAAGCGGUUUAGUGGAAAAACAACUAUUUAAACAAAAAAAAAUGAUCCCGUAACCCGUUUUAACACAAAAUUCAAUCAUAAAAAAGGCAGAUGCCUUUUGAAAGCAUGCCUUUCUUUUUGGUGAAAUUUCGAGUGAUAGUUCGGAAUGAAGUUUUUUUGGCAUUCAAAAUUUUUGUCUUCUUCAAAUUAUGACUCUCGCUCCAAAAAAAACCUGCCGAUAGUAAACUGCCGCAAGUACUGAUACUUUCAAUGCUGUUUAGUUAAGUUUCGCAUCCUAAAUAGUUAGACUCUGAGUGUGUGUGUGUAUUUUUUUAGUUAGUUAGUAACAUUCAUCGAAAGCGUCGCACGAAAGUAGUUUGAUUUUGAGCCGAUUCCUGCUGCUUUGAGAGUUUCGUUUUUGGUUUUUCGAUUAGAAAAAGGCACACGUUGUAAGUUGCGUUUUUUUUGUUAUCUUUACAACACAAAAUACGAUUGCGCUAAUAAACAAACGUCGAUACAUUGGCCAUUGCUGCUGGCAGAAGUAAAAGAAUGAAUUGAAUUGGAAAAGCUAUGCUUUUCCGAUGUAUGCACCACCACCACCACACGCCCCGCUCAUUCUUGGAUGGUGGGGUGACGGGCUCAACCGCACACGAAACAACACAAACACCUUACACAAGCUAAUCGCAAACAACUAAGGAAAAAACAACAACAGAAAACACAGAAAACAAAGCUGUAUAAUUUAUCGUAGAACAUCAUCCGAAGAAAAGGUGCGCGCAAAUUUUGGCGAAAGUGGGACGGACAGAAGCAAGUGUACGAAAAAACGACAACAAAACAGCUGAGGGAAGAAAAAUAAACCUGAAAAGGCAAAAAGAACUCGCGCAAUGAUGCAUGUAUUAUAGAGGGAGAGGAAAAUCGAUAAAAGAUAAAGUAAACGGAAGAAGAGGAUGAAAACUGCGCGGGAGGGACAAUUAGUAAACGAUAAGGUACGUACUACAAACACACACAAACACUUAUACGGACAAACAACAUAACAAAACAAAUAUCUCGAGAAUGAUAACAGAGCAACAAAACAACAUUAAGAACAUAAAAACAUACAAGAAGAACGAAUAUAUGGUGUAAUUAACGCACUGAAGAGAUUAAACCGCGAAGGUGAUAAAUGCAAAUGAAAAGCAAAGAGGAAA
Anopheles gambiae (African malaria mosquito) is the source of this 7262-nucleotide messenger RNA. Its product is annotated as macoilin-2. Gene Ontology annotation, molecular function: microtubule binding. The transcript has 9 exons. The record is from RefSeq and is a predicted model, not a curated record. Gene Ontology annotation, biological process: chemotaxis; neuronal signal transduction. NCBI's taxonomy places the organism in Eukaryota, Metazoa, Arthropoda, Insecta, Diptera, Culicidae. Gene Ontology annotation, cellular component: rough endoplasmic reticulum membrane; nuclear membrane. The coding region runs from base 1055 to 4504 and encodes 1149 amino acids.